UAAGAGAAGUAUUAUAUGUAUUCUUAAAAAUAUAAAAACUAAAUUUAAAGGAAUUCCAGUUUUGCUUACUAUUAAGAUCUAAAAUUUCAUAAAUAACUUCACCUUUCUCUUGAUUUAUAAAGAAAGCCAUCGAUUUAAUUAAAAAUAGUGCCCUAAUAAAUAACCAAAGAACUCAUUAAUUUCCCAGAUCUCAACGAUAGUUAAUAUUUUGUGCGAAUAUAUGGCACCGGCACUCCCCCAUCCUUCCCUAUUGUACUCAGGGCUCUCAAAAGAACAGCCAGUGAUUAUUUUUUCGUUCCUUGUAUAAUUCAUUCAUAAAAUACGCACGAUUCCCAGUGGAGAGGGACUGGUUGCGCCAGAAUCACGUACCGAAUGUUGACAGCCAUAGAGCCGGAGCACGUGGCAUGCCCCAGAGCGCCCCUUGGCCCUACAACUGCUCCUAGAAAAGAAAAAAUAAGCAGAAGCGGCAGAGUUUUCCGCGCAAAAUUUCCCAAACAAAGCUGCGAAAAUUUCCCCAUGUUUGGCAGAAGAGAGCGCCUGCCGGAAAAGUAAGAGAGCCAGUUAAGACGUCGCCAACGUCGGCAGCAGCACGAUGCCUGCCGCUGCUACGACUGCGGCUGCUGCUGCCGUUUUCCACUUGCUUUUCAGACUCAAUGGACCAGUUUGGAAAAUUCGCACAAUCAGUUUGUUUUGAAAUUUUGCCGCGUUGCGUUCGUUUUCAGAGACGACUCUCCUUUUCACCUUAAAAAUAUAUUUUAACCAAAACAAUUAUUAAAACAAUUAACAAGUUUAAGAAUUGAAAGCAAAACACACAAAAGUUAAAUAAAAGUUAUAAAAUGUUUAAUAAAAAAACCCAUUAAGUGUUAUGGCAUAAUUUAACCGAUUUUUAACGCCUAAAUGGCUGAGAAAAAAAAUAAUAAAAAUAGUGAAAAUGUAAAAAAUGUGUUUGUUUGUCAUUAAAAAAAAAACAAAACAACUGUCACCUGCAGUUAAAAAAUAAAUAAGCGGAAAAAGUAAACUAAACAGAGAAAUAAAUAAAUAAAAACUAAACUACAAAUAUUAAGACAACACGUGUCGUUAAAUAGCAGUGAAAAAUGAGAAAUUUAAAUUAAAGUUAAUUGCAAAAAAUCUUAGAUCUCAUAUUGCCUAGAUAACCAUUUUUAAGAGCAAUCGUUGCAAAGUCAACAAUAGUCGUUGUCCUGGAUAAAGUCGCACAGCUUUAGAAUGAAAUGGAGAUGCAAAGCUACUCUGGUCAUGGACCAACAGCAGCAACAACAGAAACAGAAACAGCAACAUUCACAACAGCAACAUUGUCGGAGCUUCCUUUCAGUUGUCGCCUGGAAAAGGCGGCUGAGCCUGAGGGCUGGCAGCCGCUUAUUAGCUGCGAAACGUAUCCUGCAACCAGCAGCAACAUCUACACAACCGGCAACAACAGCAACAUCCUGCCCGACAUCAGCAGCAACAGCAUCAGCAAUAGCAGCAUCAUCAACAACACAUUCCAGUGUACUCGACAAACAUUCGAUGCGACAGCGGCAUUCUACACAUGCGAGCAGGAUGAGGAGAAAUCAUUGUCUGGGCUCUGCGCACUGAAGCUGAAGGCCCGACUGUUGCAAGUGCCACAAGCGGCGUAUGAGCAAUUUCGACUGGCAAUCAACGAGGUCCUCAGUGAUAAUGGGAGUGAUACACUUAGUGAUAGUUCGAGCUGCGAGCACGAGGAUGGAACUCUAUUGCAAUGCGACGAGAUUGAGCCACGGAACGAGGCAUUCAUGUGUCACCUGCAGCAGCCACAUCAGAGACUGCAAUGGGGGGAACAUGAGGACCUACUAACUGUCGCCGCCAAUGACAGCCAGCUGGAGGCCUCCUUUGGCAGUGGGGACUAUCAAAUCGAGCUAGGAGGGAGCCUGUGGUCUUUGCUCAACGCCAGCACCGAGCUAAUUGAUCCCAAAAAUGGCACCUUUGGCAUUUUAAACGCCACGAGCUCCAGUUUGGACAUGAUCCUGGCCAACUACACAGCAUUGACCACCACCACCGCCGCCUCAACAGCAGUCACAUCCUCGGAUCUGGGGGUGUCUAGGAGCUUCCUGGACUACAGUCCCCACGGCUACGACUGGCUCUUCCUGUUCGUGGUGUUCUUCAUCUUCGCCGGAGGGCUGGGCAACAUCCUCGUCUGCUUGGCCGUCGCCCUAGACAGGAAGCUGCAGAAUGUAACCAACUACUUCCUCUUCUCGCUGGCAAUCGCCGACCUGCUGGUCAGCCUCUUUGUGAUGCCUAUGGGCGCCAUACCGGCGUUUCUGGGGUAUUGGCCACUUGGCUUUACUUGGUGCAACAUUUAUGUGACCUGCGAUGUACUGGCCUGCUCGUCGAGCAUUCUGCACAUGUGCUUCAUCAGUCUGGGGCGCUACCUGGGGAUACGGAAUCCGCUGGGCUCAAGGCAUCGAUCCACGAAACGCCUGGCCGGGAUUAAGAUAGCCAUUGUCUGGGUGAUGGCCAUGAUGGUCUCUAGUUCCAUAACUGUAUUAGGUUUGGUUAACGAGAAAAAUAUAAUGCCCGAGCCAAACAUCUGCGUCAUCAACAAUCGCGCCUUUUUCGUCUUUGGAUCCCUAGUGGCAUUCUACAUUCCGAUGCUUAUGAUGGUCACCACCUACGCCCUGACCAUUCCCCUGCUCCGGAAAAAGGCCAGAUUUGCAGCCGAACAUCCAGAAAGUGAACUUUUUCGAAGGCUAGGAGGACGAUUCACCAUUAGGCCCCAGCACAGCCAGCAACAAUUGCAGAUGCACAGCAGCUUUUCCAGCGCCAACAAAUUCCUGGCUCUGAGCGACAGCAAUCGCAAUUUUAACAAUUCGGCUGGUGGCGGCGGGGGCGUGGGUGGUGGUGCCGCUCGGGGAGGUGGUGUCGAGGUGUCGGAACGACCGUUGAUGCAACAGCGAGAGACCAACACGAGGGGCACGGUUGGGACGGUCAGCUUUCGUAAUGUGGCCAAUGGCGGGGGUGGGGGAUCCCGAGGCACCUCCGCCGGUCGCAGCAGCUUCCGCCUGGCCGGUGGCGGAAUCUUGCGCCACUCCUCGACCCCCGCCCCCACCACCAAAUCGCACUCGAGCAGCUUCUGGCGGAAGCAUGGCGGCAAUCCGAACCUAAUGGACAGCCACCCGAAUCGACGAGCUUCUGUGCGUGUCAGCAUCUCUCAGCCACAAUUGGGUUACUCGACAAAUGGUAAUGGUGGUGGUGGAGGAGGAGGAAGUGGCUGUGGCAGUGGCAGUGGAGCCGCAGGAAGUGGGAGCAACGGCAAUGGCUCAGCUGCGGCGACAACGAGCUGCACAUCUCCUGGAGGCGAUGGCACCAGCAUGAUGAACAUUGCCACAAUACAGGGUCAGAACCUGGACCAAAACCAGUCAUCUUCAGGCAACCACCAGUUGGAGCAGGUGAGGCCUACGGGUUCAAAAUCUGACGAACGGCAGCGCCACAAGUUGCGGCCCUUUAAGUUUUCUUUAAAUCGCGUAGCAACGCCCACGCUCAAUUUACGGUUCCUUAACAAUCGCAACAAGCGAAAUAGUUUAUCAGCCAAUGCCGUGGCCACCGAACAAAAGGCCACCAAGGUACUGGGUCUGGUCUUUUUCACCUUUGUCCUGUGCUGGUCGCCCUUCUUCAUACUGAACAUAAUAUUUGCGGCAUGCCCCGAAUGCCAGGUGCCCGAGCACGUGGUCAACACCUGCCUCUGGCUGGGCUACGUCUCCUCCACGAUCAAUCCAAUCAUCUACACAAUUUUCAAUCGCACGUUCCGAGCUGCCUUCAUCCGGCUGCUCAAAUGCAACUGCGAACGUUCCGGUCGCCCGCUGCGCUACCGCUCCGUGACAGAAGGACGAAGUGCUUUGAGCCUGUGCGCCCCCUCAGCCCUGCCCCUGGCCAUAUCCUUUCAGGGAGCGCCUCUGAUGACCCCCUCCACUGCGAACGCAACGCCGCUGAGCGAGUUCCGGGGCAGCUACACAAUCACCGACGACGAGUGCUGAGGAAAUUAUUGCUCAUCUCCUCAAAGAAAAAUACGAAUUUAAAACGACAAAAAAGCAAAUCUCGAACUGAGCCAACUAUACUUGCAAGGACAAACAUGCUUGUAAAUUAAAGGACGAUUCAUGCGAACCUAACCAAAACUAAUCACAAUCAAAGGGAUGACUUUUCUAGCAAAGCAACUAAACUUAAACUAAAUCUUAAACCUCAUCAUAUCAUUGUACGUCAGGGAACGAUAUAUAGGUCGAAACUUUUAAAGAGUGAGAGGAUGUGAGUGCAAUGAUGAAGCGACUGUACCUGUUUUUCAUUUCCAUGCAACAUUCUAGCUUUACGCAACGCUAAAAAAAUAAAAUAAAGUUUAAAAGUAAACAAGAACUUGAAUCAUUGUUAAAUUGUAACUACCUAUGUAUGUAUUUAAACUGUGUUUGUUAGUCAUUAGUAGUUUGAUAACUUUAAGCGGAUUAGAUUAGCAAAGAAUCCGAUUUCCCGCCCACCCUCGAUGCCUAUUCCAAAAGCAGGCAGCUUUGCUGUUCCUUUAGUUUCUCAGUGUAUAUGUGUCUGUCUCUAGUUCGUAAUCGAGCUGUUCCAUAAAAUGAAUUGCAAUACUUGAAAUGUAUAUGAAUUGAUAAAUAAAUGCCAAGUAAUGCGAA
Messenger RNA from Drosophila ananassae, 4649 nucleotides. RefSeq names its product 5-hydroxytryptamine receptor 2B (gene 5-HT2A). Gene Ontology annotation, molecular function: G protein-coupled serotonin receptor activity; neurotransmitter receptor activity; serotonin binding. The record is from RefSeq and is a predicted model, not a curated record. The transcript has 8 exons. The coding region runs from base 1230 to 4004 and encodes 924 amino acids. Gene Ontology annotation, cellular component: dendrite; membrane. NCBI's taxonomy places the organism in Eukaryota, Metazoa, Arthropoda, Insecta, Diptera, Drosophilidae. Gene Ontology annotation, biological process: serotonin receptor signaling pathway; G protein-coupled receptor signaling pathway, coupled to cyclic nucleotide second messenger; chemical synaptic transmission.